Molecule: messenger RNA, 1281 nt
Organism: Rotaria sp. Silwood1
Lineage: Eukaryota; Metazoa; Rotifera; Eurotatoria; Philodinida; Philodinidae
Source: the annotation of a GenBank genome assembly
AUGGCAAAUGAUAUAGAUACGAAUGAUCGUGAAGUUUUUCAACUUCAUAUUGGGUCAGCUGGUGUCGAAAUUGGUCAUCGAUGUUGGGAAUUAUAUUGUUUGGAACAUAAUUUAGCUAUCGAUGGCAAUAUCAUUAAUAAAACAGAACAAAAUAUUCCUCCGGUAUGUUUCUUUUCGGAAAAGAAUGAUAAUAACUAUCGUCCUCGUGCUCUAUUUAUUGAUUCUCAUUCUUUGACUAUCGACGAAAUAAAAUCCAGCAAAUAUCGAAAUCUAUAUACCGAUGAUCAAUUUCAUUUAAUGACAAAUUCUUAUGAAACGAUUUUAGAUAAAAUUCGAAAACAAAUCGAAAAUUAUGAAAAUUUUCAAGGCUUUAUAAUAUCUCAUGCUACAUAUGGUCGAUGUUCAAAUUUUACUUCUGAACUUUUACAAAAACUAACAUCCGAUUAUCCAACAAAAUCUAUUGUGACAAACUCCGUAUUUGACUCUUCUAUUGAUAUUAUCAGUAUGUACAAUCUAUUGAAAUGUGCCCAUGUCAUUAUACCCAUGGAAAACAAAGCUAUUUUCAAUCUAUGUAAACAUCGACUUGAGAUCGACACUCCGACAUAUACAAAUAUGAAUAGAUUGAUCGCUAUGUGUUGGAGUCAUAUAACAUGUUCUAUGAGAUUUAAGGGUUGUUUACUAGCAGAUUUGAAUGAAUUUCAAACAGCACUCAUUCCAUUUCCUAACUUGAAAAUGCUCUCAUCAUUUCUUGCACCAUUAAUACCAUUUUCAUACAGUACAAACAUUGAUUUCAAAUCACCAUCAGUAUAUGAUAUGUGUGUUCCAUUAUUUUCUCAAAAUCAUACUUGUUUUAUACAACAAUCAACUCCAUAUAAAAGUAUCUUAGCUACUUCGCUACUUUUUCGCGGUGAAAAUAUUAUUCCAAAAGAAAUUGGACAAAAAUUAAUUAUCGAUAUGAAAAAAUGGUGGCGAUUUUCUAAUUCAUCACCGACUGGAUUUAAAUGUGGGAUAAAUUAUUGUCGUCCAUAUAUUUUUAAUAAUGAAUCUGAUCUUGCAUGGACUGAUAAACAAGUGUGUGCAAUAACCAAUGAGACAACUACAUCUAAACAUCUUUGCGAAAUAGGUUUGAAUCAAUUCGAUGAAUCUUCGAAAGAACAAAACAAAUCAGUGGAACACAUCGAAGCAUUUGAUUAUUUGCAAGGACUUAGAAAGGAUUAUCAAGAGUUAGAAAGAGAGAUUAUAAACGCUAAUGAAUUGAAUUUGAACACUCCUUUUGAAUAA